AUGGCGAAGAGUACUAGAGUUUUUAACAUUGUUUUCUUUAUUUUAUUGAGUAUAGGAAUAUGUUCAGCUGCAAGAACCCUCAUCAAUCUUGAUGUUGGUAUUGGGGCUAAGCUGGCGACCAUUGGUGGUUAUGCCGGUGGAAGUGGUAGCGGUGAAGGUGGUGGCAGCGGAUAUGGUGCUGGUGGGACACCGGGAGGUGGAUACAGCAGUGGAGGUGGCGGUGGAAGUGGUGGUGGUGGCGGAGGAGGGGCUGCUGGUGGAGCACGUGGUGGUGCAUCCGGUGCAGGUGAAGGAGCAGGAAGUGGUGGUGGUGGAGGUGGCUCAGCAGGGGGAGCUGGUGGAGCAUCAGGUGGCGGCUACGGAAGUGGUGAAGGUGCCGGUGGAGCUCAUAGAGGAGGAUACGGUGGCGGUGGUUCAGGCGGAGGAGGAGCCUAUGCCGGUGGUGAAGGGGGUGGACAUGCUGGUGGAUAUGGUGGUGGUGAAGGGGGUGGAUCCGGCCAUGGUGGUGGUGGCGGCUAUGCCCCUUGA
This is a messenger RNA of Lycium ferocissimum, 528 nucleotides long. Its product is annotated as glycine-rich cell wall structural protein 1.8-like. Bases 1 to 528 code for a protein of 175 amino acids. The record is from RefSeq and is a predicted model, not a curated record. The transcript is spliced from 2 exons. NCBI's taxonomy places the organism in Eukaryota, Viridiplantae, Streptophyta, Magnoliopsida, Solanales, Solanaceae.